Desarmillaria tabescens is the source of this 1611-nucleotide messenger RNA. RefSeq names its product FtsJ-like methyltransferase-domain-containing protein. Gene Ontology annotation, biological process: RNA methylation. The record is from RefSeq and is a predicted model, not a curated record. NCBI's taxonomy places the organism in Eukaryota, Fungi, Basidiomycota, Agaricomycetes, Agaricales, Physalacriaceae. Bases 1 to 1611 code for a protein of 536 amino acids. Gene Ontology annotation, molecular function: rRNA (uridine-2'-O-ribose)-methyltransferase activity. Gene Ontology annotation, cellular component: mitochondrion. The transcript is spliced from 7 exons.
AUGUCCUUCCCUCCUUCCCUCACCGCCCUCUCCAAAAAAUCAUCUACACAAUGGACAGCUCACCAGCGUCGUGAUUGCUACAUCAAACAACGAGCAUUUUCAGCAUCCCAUCUUGCAUUCAAACUCCUCGAACUCGACAUCCAGCUCAAUUUCCUUGACCAUGAGGAUGUGAAUGUCGUCAUCGACCUCAGUGUGGUGCCUGGAGGGUGGAGCCAGGUCAUAUCAUGGUGGGCGUUUGGGGUAUGGGUCCGAGGAGGACAAAUGGAAGAGGAGAUUGCUCGUAGUGAAAGCAAAGGUCGUGGUGCCAUUGUUGCUGUUGACCUCCUUCCAAUGAACCCCAUUCCUGGCAUUUGGUCUCUCCAGAAGGACUUUCUCGACCCUAAAACGGAUGCGGCGAUUACGAACCUCUUGCAUUCAUCCAUACCUGGGCUCAGAUGGCGGAAGAUGGGUAAAGCCUUGGUGGAUGUCGUGCUCUCAGAUAUGGCCCAAAUAUCUCUGGGAAUGAUUUGCAUGACUCUGAGGAACCAUAUCAGCUUUGUCUGGCAGUGCAAGCAUUUGCGAACUGAGGAGCAGAUUGGUCGAUGGUACGAAGGCGUGUUGGUGCCCCAGACAGAAUAUCAGAUGUUCUCUGGCUUGUUGCAUAAAAUGAAUGUUCCUCAUUUGGGAGUGCUAGCACCAAGCACUGGCAGGGAACUUCACGCGGGAUUUCAAGUGCUUCUCAGCAGGAUGUCUUCAAUGGCAUCCUUUUCGUCCUACUCCUUCACCGCAUGCACAACUGUGAUCCUCUAUGAUGUGUUCCUCUACCUUCCUACUGAAAUUGAUAAUGUCUGGCUUCCCCGGCCUGUACAUCCCCUUUUACUGCUGUUUGCAUUGAACCGCUACCUGCCCUUGGUCUAUGUGGUGAUGACCAUCAACUGGCUUCUGCAUAAGCCCACUUGUGCCCAGUGCCAUCAAUUUGCCUUUGUCGUGAGCCCGCUCAUGGCCCUUGGGGUUUUCACAUCGCAGGUGGUCCUCAUGAUUUGCACGUAUGCAAUAUGGGAUCGACACAGAGCGGUAUUCUGGUGUUUUAUUGGGCUUGGUGUCUUCUGCUUUAUACCAGGGGUAGUUUGCCUUGCUAUAGAACUCAAGACGGUGCAAUUCAUUGAACUGCCAUUUGAUCUCCCUGGCUGCUUGAGCAUUUCUCCAACCACAGCCGAGGUGUUCUUUGUCCCUGUACUCAUUUCAGAGAUGGUCAUUGCUUCACUCACGCUUUUUAAGGGCAUACAGCACCUCCGCCAUUCUUCUCAUCCUUUUCUCAUCGAGUUUUACAUCUCUGGGAUGUUCUUUUAUGCAUGCCUCUUCCUCAUUACUCUUGCAAAUAUCCUUGCCCCCACGUGGGCCAACACACCCUUCCUUGAUUAUGUUCAGCUUAUCCUUCAUUCCAUCCUGAGCAGCCGCAUCAUGCUGCUCAUUGUCAAGCAGCGACGAAUACAUCAAUGCUAUCUGGAUGAAGAGCCGUACACAGGUGAUAUUGAACUGUCAGCUAAAAAUCAUCAGAAGAUACCAGCUCAGUCUAAUGAGAUGUUUGCCCCUGAUGGUCCUAGAAACGACUUGAAGAAUAUGCCAGUAUAG